Trichoderma atroviride IMI 206040 is the source of this 2668-nucleotide messenger RNA. RefSeq lists its product as uncharacterized. Gene Ontology annotation, biological process: DNA-templated transcription; regulation of DNA-templated transcription. The record is from RefSeq and is a predicted model, not a curated record. Gene Ontology annotation, molecular function: DNA-binding transcription factor activity, RNA polymerase II-specific; zinc ion binding; DNA binding. NCBI's taxonomy places the organism in Eukaryota, Fungi, Ascomycota, Sordariomycetes, Hypocreales, Hypocreaceae.
AUGGAGGAGGAUUUGGGCACGCCUUCGGGCCAGAGCCAGCCCAGCACCAGCGCGGGCACUGGAAGCGGGACGACGCCGCAGUCGCAGGGCCCUCCGGCGUCGAGUGCGCUGCUGCAGCUGUCGAAGCGCAGGCGUGGCUUGGGGGUUGUGACGCCCAAUGCCUGCACGGAAUGUCGCAAGAAGCGUGCCAAGUGUGACGGACAGAAACCUUGCGGCCGCUGCAAGGCCCAGAAUGACGUGGACUGUGUCUAUGAGGUACCGGUGCGCCAGUCAAAAGAACACUUGCGCAAUGAAAUCGAGAAUCUGCGCCUGCGCCAGCGGUCCAGCGAGCAGGUCUUUGCUGCUCUGAUACGGCCGCAGCUGUGGGAGGAGGUGCUGGCGCGUCUUCGCGGAGGCCAGAGCGUGGAGAGCAUCUCCGACUGGCUUACAAGUCUUCCGCCGGGCGGACCUACACCAAGCUCGGUAUAUGCGCACACUGGCCCUCACUUGGGCGGUGUUGCCGGCGGCGGCCAUGACUUGUCUUCGCUGCAGCCUUUUGGCGAUGCUUCUGGUGCUUCUUUGCAGUCAAUGACCCUCACGGUCGGUGCUCGAGGCGGAUCGCUGCAGAUGCCUGGUUUGAGCGCCGAGAUGGGAGGAGCUCCGGCCAGCCCUUGGCACUUUUCGUCGCAGAGCCAGGCCACCUCUACCAGGAGCGGCUCUCAUCCAGAUCUGAUGAACUGGGCUGCCGAGCCGGGACCACCACAGACACGAGUCGGCUCUUGGGCUGAGACGAUGCAGGCGGACAGCCUGCCCGAUGGCAUCCAGCGGUUCCGGGGGUCCGAGCAGAUACUAUCGCCGCUCGACGAGCCGAAGCCUCCGCCAGGGUCGUGGACCAGCAUCACCAACGAUGUCAACUUGGUCCAGCAUUUAUUGGCGCUGUACUUUUGUUGGGAAUACCCAACCUUUGCGUCUCUCAGCAAGGAACACUUUCUCCACGAUUUCCAGGACGGAAGACACCGAUACUGCUCGCCAAUCUUGGUCAAUGCGCUGCUGGCCCUUGGCUGUCGAUUCUCCACACAGCCCAUGACAAGAGCCAACCCCAACGACCCCUACUCUUCUGGGGACCACUUCUUCAAGGAGAGCCAACGGCUCUUCAACGAGGAAAUCGACCAUCACUCCUUGACAACCAUCCAGGCCCUGGGCAUCAUGUCGAUUCGUGAAGCGAGCUGCGGCCGUGACUCUGAGAGCUGGUACUAUGCUGGCCAGAGCAUCAGGCUGGCUCUUGAGAUGGGUCUGCAUCGCAUUCAUGAGGAAGACGACGAAGACGAACUUGCCGUUCAGUCUGCGACCUUUUGGGGGGCUUUUGCAUUAGAUCAUGCAUGGUCCCUGGCCACCGGUUCGCUGCCGCAGUGCUCCUCCUUCCCCCAUCUACCACCCAAACCCGCCAUCAUCGACGACAUUGAAGCGUCUCUAUGGGUACCGUAUACCGACGACGGCGCUCCGCUACAGCGGUCGUGCGAGCAGCCGUCCAACGUGCGGUCAGUAUACAAGUGCUUUUGCGAGCUGAGUGAGCUCGUGCACCAGUCCCUCUACGUGCUCCAUUCCCCAGGAAGGCCCCUUACUGCCCGGGACCUUUUGAACAUUUAUACGCAGUACCUGAACUGGUACGACCGGAUACCCGAAGUGUUGAGGCUGGGGCAUAACUUUACCCCGGCCGUCUUAUUUGCGCACAUGUACUACCACUUUGCCAUACUCCUCCUUUUCAGACCCUUGAUCAAGCUCCGCAUCAUUGGCUCCAAGGUUUCGCCUCGAGACGUCUGCUCGCAAGCUGCCGACGCCAUCCAAGGCUUAUUAACAUCAUAUUCUCAACUAUACACACUAAAGAGAACGCCCUCUUUUGUCCCUUACUUUGUUUUGACAUCGGCUAUUAUGCACCUUGCCAUAGGCGCUACCGGGGUCGACGCCGACGAUGCCGCAACCAACGAAGAGAGGAUGAAGAAGGCGGCCAAAAUCGAUCCCCGCGUGACGGAUGCCCUCAAUCAGGGUAUCGCGGAUCUCACAGAGAUGGCGCCGUGCCAUCACUUUGCCGAGCAGGCGCUGAACAUCUUACGCUUCCUAGCAAAGAAAUGGAACAUCGAGGUCAAUGUUGACGGCGACAAGAUGCCGCCGGAUGACGCCGACAACCUGGUCAGGCCUUACACGAGCAGCCUCAACUUUUUCGCACCCAAUGUUCGCGAGGGCGAUUACAUGUGCGGCUUUGGGCCCUCCCCAGAGGUUGCGGAAGCGCUGCAGGCGCCUGACACGAAAAAGGCGGCAGAAACAGCAGAGAAUCCGCUCUUUUGGCCUUUUCCAAUGCAGGGAAGACCGAUGCUGCCUACCGGGCAAGAGUUGGAGGAUGCAGGAUUUGCCAAAUUGUAGUGAUGCCUCGGAGGCUUUUUUUUUCACCUCCCUUUACUCGAUACCACUUUAACUUUUUUAUUCUUUUUUUCCUCCAUGAGCCAUUGAGCUUUUGGAAACGCAUAUCGGGCCAUACAUGACGGGUAGGAUAUCAGGGCGUAUACGUAAACGAGUGAUGCGCCUCACGGACGCGGAAAGGGCUAGAAUAGCAUGCUGGAUAAUUUAGUAUUUAAUGCGCCGUGGAUUUUUUUGUAUAUAACGGAUAUUGAGUGAACCAUGGUUGGAUAUUCUA